Molecule: messenger RNA, 3781 nt
Organism: Onychostoma macrolepis
Lineage: Eukaryota; Metazoa; Chordata; Actinopteri; Cypriniformes; Cyprinidae
Product: NACHT, LRR and PYD domains-containing protein 12-like
Exons: 8
Coding region: 88-3186 (1032 amino acids)
Molecular function (GO): protein binding
Source: RefSeq, a predicted model, not a curated record
GAUUCUACUCUGAGGCUUUAAACCUGUUAACACUGGAUAUUUAAACACAUAUUCACAUAUUAUCUGGUCAUUCGAUUGAGAUUCAAAAUGAGUCUUUACGUCAAGAGAGAAGAUGAGGAUACUGCCUCUAAAAUGGGUGUCUCUCCAUCUUCUGGAUCAAGCUGUGUGUCUAUGAAGAGUAAUCAAUCCACAAGGAAUAAUAUCUUUGGAAUCAAUGAUGAAACAGUGAUCUCUGACCCCAGUAUCACCAGGAAACAACGAUUAGAGUCUCCAGAACCCAGUGUUGGGUCGAUGAAGACUCACAGAUCCAUUGAUGAUCCCUAUAAUUUCAGUGAAGGAGCAGUGAUCGCUGACCCUUUCAGGGGAAAGACACAGGAGCUGCUCAGAUCUGUCUCGUCUUCUACACCCCACUAUCAGAUGCACAUCAGGCAGGACAACACAGUCCUGCAGACACACAUACUGGAGACUGGAGACCUACAAAGAGUCAAAGACCAGCUCAAAACCAGCAUGAAGAACAAGUUUGAGAGAUUAUUUGAGGGAAUCAAACUCCAGGAGAAUGAAACCCUCCUGAACAGGAUCUACACACAGCUCUACAUCAUAGAGGGAGAGAGUGAAGGAGUGAAUGAAGAACAUGAGGUUUUACAGAUGGAGAAAACAGCCAGAACACAACACUCACAAGACACUCCAAUCGACUGCAAUGACAUCUUUAAAGCCUCACCUGAACCAGGAUGUGAGGAGAAAGACCAGAUCAAGACUGUUCUUACUAAAGGCAUCGCUGGAAUCGGAAAAACCGUCUCUGUGCAGAAGUUCAUUCUGGACUGGGCCGAGGGAAAAGCCAAUCAGGAUGUAGAUUUCAUGUUUGUGCUUCCAUUUCGAGAGCUGAACUUGAUCCGAGAUCAUCAGUACAGUCUUCACAGACUUCUGCUGGACUUUCAUCCUGAACUUCAAGAUCUGGACUCAAAGAUUUAUGAGGAGUGUAAAGUUGUGUUCAUCUUUGAUGGUCUGGAUGAAAGCAGAAUCACACUGAUGUUUUCAGAUGAUCAGAAAGUUUGUAAUGUGACUGAGAAUUCAUCAGUAGGUGUGUUGAUGUCAAACCUCAUGAAAGGAGAGCUGCUUCCCUCUGCUCUCAUCUGGAUCACCUCCAGACCAGCAGCAGCCAAACAGGUCCCCUCCAAAUACAUCAACCGUCUGACAGAAAUUCAGGGGUUCAGUGAGCCUCAAAAGGAGGAAUAUUUCAGGAAGAGAAUCAGUGACCAGCAUCAAGCCAGCAGAAUCAUCUCACAUAUCAGAAGAGCAAGAAGCCUCCACAUCAUGUGCCACAUCCCCGUCUUCUGCUGGAUCUCAUCCACUGUGCUUCAGAAGCUCCUGGAAGAAGAUCUGAGUGCAAAAAUCCCUCAAACUCUUACUGGAAUGUACAUCCACUUCUUGCUCACUCAGAUCAACAUGAGGAACCAGAAGUAUGAAGAGAGAGAUCCAGAUAAACUCCUGCAGUCCAACAGAGAAGUGAUUGUGAAACUUGCUGAAGUGGCUUUCAAACAGCUGAUGAAGGGCAAUGUGAUGUUCUAUGAGGAGGACCUGAUUGAGAGCGGCAUAGACAUCAAUGAUGCCUCAGUGUAUUCUGGGAUUUGCACUGAAAUCUUUAAGGAGGAGUCUGUGAAUCAUCAGACGAAAGUCUACAGCUUCAUUCAUCUCAGCAUUCAAGAGUUUCUUGCUGCUUUCUAUGUGUUUUACUACCAUGUGAAUACAACUAUGGUGGGACUGAGGAAGUUUGCUAGAGUACAAAAUUUGCUAAAAGGAGCAGUAGAUAAUGCCAUUGACAGUGAGAAUGGACAGCUGGAUCUGUUCCUGCGGUUCCUGCUGGGCGUCUCACUGGAGUCCAAUCAGAGACUCUUACAGGAUCUACUGACACACACAGAGAACAGCUCAGAGAGCAUCAGGAGAACCACACAGUACAUUAAAGAGAAGAUCAAAUAUGGACACAGACUCUCCACUGAAAGAUCCAUCAAUCUGUUCCUCUGUCUGCUGGAAGCGAAAGAUCAGACUCUGUCCAGAGAGAUUCAGGAGUUUGUGAAAUCAGACAAACACUCAGAAAAGAAAUUCUCUCCUGCUCACUGCUCAACAAUCGCCUACAUGCUUCAGAUGUCAGAGGAGCCGCUGGAUGAACUGAACCCCGUGAAAUACAACACAUCAGAUGAGGGAAGAAGAAGACUGAUACCAGCCAUUAUCAACUGCAGAAAAGCCAUACUUUCUGGCAAUAACCUUACUGCUCAGUCCUGUAAAAUUGUGUCAUCAGCUCUACAAUGCUCAUACUCUGUUCUGAGAGAGCUGGAUUUGAGUAACAAUGACCUGCAGGAUUCAGGAGUGAAGCUGCUCUCUGAUGCACUGAAGAGUCCAAACUCUCAACUGACGAUACUGAGGUUGUCUGGCUGUAUGGUGACAGAGGAAGGCUGUGGUUAUUUGUCUUCAGCUCUGAGUUCAAACCCCUCACACCUGAGAGAGCUGGAUCUGAGUUACAAUCACCCAGGACAAUCAGGAGUCCAGCUGCUCAAACAGAAACUGGAGGAUCCAAACUGCUCACUGCAGAUACUCAAUUUGGACCAUGGAGGACAUUUCAGAUUCACACCAGGACUGAGAAAAUAUGCCUGUGAUCUCACACUGGAUCCAAACACAGCACACACUCAACUCAUCCUGUCUGAGAAUAGUGACAACAUAACUGUGAAACAUGUCAAAGACAAGCAGCCGUAUCCUGAUCAUCCAGAGAGAUUUGAACACCAGGAGCAGGUUCUGUCUGGAGAGAGUCUGACUGGACGCUGUUACUGGGAGGUUAAAUGGAGUGGCUCAGGACAUGUAGCAGUGACAUAUAAAGAAAUCAGCAGGAAAGAAGGGAGUGACUGUCGGUUUGGACGCAAUGACAAGUCCUGGAGUCUUUUCUGUUGUGAUAAGAUGUACACUUUUUGGCACAAUAAUAAGAGCACUGACAUUCCUGCCCCUUCACCUCCCUCUACCAGAGUAGGAGUGUAUGUGGACGUGUCAGCCGGCUCUCUAUCCUUCUACGGCGUCUCCGACAAACACACACUCACACACUUACACACAUUCAACACCAUGUUCACUGAAGACCUCUAUGCUGGGAUUGUGGUUUAUCCCGAUUCCUCAGCCUUCCUGAGAAAAAAUGAAAAAAGUAAUUGAGACUCUAUACUUUCUAUACUUUAUUUCUCACAAUUGCAACUUCUUAAAAACUAAAUAAAAAAUAACAAUUAUAACAAAAUGUUGUAAUUGCAAAGAAUGCAGUUGCAAUUAGGCUGUAGUCGCAUUGUAAUAUAUAAAGUUGUAUAGUGGGAUAAAGUCAGACAGUAAUAUAAACUUACACCGUGAGACACAAAGAUACUGUUAUGAGAAAAACGCUUUGUAAGAUAUAAAAUCACAAUUCCCAGAAAUAAAACCAAAAUGAUGAGAUAUGAAGAAUUGCCGGAAAUAAAGUCAGAAUUUCAAUAUAUAGACUUGCAACUGUAGUAAACACACACACACCAGCAUCCAUCGCGAGCAGUACACUCACGCUCUAUUUUCCACUUCUGCUUUAUUGUAAAUCUUUUCUCAUGAACACUAUAUGAGAGAUAAAACCAAUAUUACCUUAAAAUAUAAUUGAAGAUAAAAAUCCAUUUUCCAGUUCUUUUGCUAGAAAAUUCUUGACGUUUUCAAUUUAUGUUCAUUUUUAAUUGCAUAACCCCUUCUUUGCUCAGCUGUGAUGCUGUAAAAUUCUGAAUGCCAACUCCCACAGUGUAAA